Perca flavescens (yellow perch) is the source of this 3529-nucleotide messenger RNA. RefSeq names its product quiescin Q6 sulfhydryl oxidase 1 (gene qsox1). The coding region runs from base 233 to 2692 and encodes 819 amino acids. Gene Ontology annotation, molecular function: protein disulfide isomerase activity; flavin-dependent sulfhydryl oxidase activity. Gene Ontology annotation, cellular component: Golgi membrane. The transcript has 13 exons. The record is from RefSeq and is a predicted model, not a curated record. Lineage: Eukaryota; Metazoa; Chordata; Actinopteri; Perciformes; Percidae. Gene Ontology annotation, biological process: protein folding.
GGGCAAACGACUGUAAUUCUUGUCCUCGCGCGUCACUUAACUCGCCUGAUAUCAACAUAUUUAAUCUUUACACAGAAGUUAACGACAACAAUGAGAGAGUGUGGAGAGGGUGUGUUACUUUGUUGUGAAAGGUGUUUGGAGCUCUUCAGGGGGGAGGACCCGUAAAGCCUGCUGACCGGGAAAAGAGGGAGAAAAAGUUGUGUCAAGUUUUAGAACACGGAGGUGAAAACCGAUGGGGUUAGCAGCUCGGACGGGGAAGAUGGCGCGGCGCUGUGGCCGUGCCACGUCUCGGUUUACUGUAGAAAUACAAAUAUAUCCCAGAAGGAUAGCAACAUUCGCAAUUUGGUUAUGUUUUUGUCUUCUUUUCCCUUCUGUUGCGGAGACUGGACUGUACACCGCUUCUGAUCAAGUCAUCCUAUUAAGUCAGGAAAAUAUCGAGUCGGUUUUGAUCAACUCCUCAGCAGCUGUUCUUGUGGAGUUUUAUGCUUCAUGGUGCGGACACUGCAUCGCCUUUUCUCCGGUUUACAAAGGUUUGGCGAGUGACAUAAAAGAGUGGAAGCCAGCUGUGAACUUGGCAGCUGUUGACUGUGCUGCAGAGGAAAACAGGAAGGUCUGCAAUGGCUUUGGCAUCAGAUCGUACCCCACUAUAAAGUUCUUCCAUGCUUAUUCCAAAGCUGAUUCUACAGGACAGGCCUUUAAAGCUUCCACUCAUGAUGUUCGGGUGCUCCGUCACAGGAUCAUAGACCAACUGGAAUCCCAUGAAGAGCCCUGGCCUCCAGCCUGCCCCCCACUGGAGCCCACCAGCCAAGCAGAGAUCGACAGCUUCUUUGAGACCAACAGCGUUCAACACCUGGCUCUGAUCUUCGAGGACACUAAAUCCUACAUCGGGCGAGAGGUAACCCUGGACUUGUUGCAGUAUGAGAACGUCGCAGUGCGGAGAGUCCUGAGCACUGAGGAAGGUCUGGUAACCAAACUGGGAGUGACUGAGUUUCCAUCCUGCUACCUUUACUCUCCUCAAGGCAACUUAACCAGACUCAAAGUCAACAUUGAGGCUCGUACUUUCUACUCUUACGCCCUCCAGAGGCUGCCGGGGGUGGUGCGGUCAGGGAAGCCUCUACCGGUCACCCUAGACGUCCUCAAUAACAGCACAGAGGAGCCCUGGAGACCCUUCAACAGGUCCAGGGUGUACAUGGCAGACCUGGAGUCCACGCUGCACUACUCUCUGCGUGUGGAGGUAGCUGCCCAUACUCUCAUCAAAGGAGAGGCCCUGACUUCUCUCAAGAAGUACAUCUCUGUCCUGGCAAAGUACUUUCCAGGCCGUCCAGUGGUGAUGAGCCUUUUGAAGUCUGUAAACUCUUUGCUAAAGAACCAGACUGGCGAUGAGAUUUCCUAUGACGCUCUCCGAGAGAUACUGGAUAACUCAGCUCAGUCUCCAGACACUGCUUUGCCUGAAGGAGAGAGGUGGGUGGGCUGUCAGGGUUCACGACCCCACCUGAGACGUUACCCUUGCGGGAUGUGGACCCUCUUCCAUACUCUCACUGUCCAGGCCAAGAACGCAGGAGGCACCGAUCCUCAGGAGGUGCUGAGUGCGAUGAGAAACUAUGUCCACAGCUUCUUUGGCUGCAGGGCGUGUGCCGAGCACUUUGAAAUUAUGGCGACAGAGAGUCUGGUGGAGGUGAACACGUUGUCGUCAGCGGUGCUGUGGCUUUGGUCCAGACACAAUCGUGUCAACAACAGACUGGCAGGUGAUUUGAGUGAAGACCCCAACUUCCCAAAGAUCCAGUGGCCUCCACCAGAAAUGUGUCCAGCCUGCCAUACGGUGAAGGAAAACGGGGAGCACAAGUGGAGUAAGGAGCAGGUUCUCCCCUUCCUCCUGUCCCACUUCUCAUCCAGCAGUAUCCUCACAGACUACCUCGAAGAUGAAAGCCAGAUCCUGGCAAAACAGAGGGAAAAACAUGCGAGUCAGCAGCAAGCUUUAGAAGCUCAGAAACGUGUUGAGAGGAAAGCCAGGGAGGCCUUGGACUCAAUGGCACAUCCUCUGCCAUCGCAACCCGCCAUGCAAGAAGAGGAGGAAGAGGAGGAGGAGGAAGAGGGGCCGCAGGAGGAAGAGGAGGAAGGUGGGGAAGGAGCAGCAGCAGCAGAUGAGAUGGAGGGUAAGACAUCUGAGACAACCCCCUGGGCCAAGCCUGAAAUGGAGGUGGGUCGAGGCCGGCUGCAGGCCCACAGGAAGCCGAGCAUUGUGGGGAUGAGGAUGCGAGAGCUGCAGGAGGACAUCGUGGAUCUCGACUCAUUUGUCAACCAGCACUACAAGGCCAAGGCGCUGCGGGUCAAACAACGCACCCUGCAGAGGAAGGAGGAGCAGGAGCCCUGGCCUGUGUUUGGGCUCGGCAUGGAGCUGGAUGCAGGGCUGGGGAUGGUGGGCCUGCAGCCUAUGGAAGCAGACUUUGAGCAAGAUGUGGGGCGGCAGAGAAAGCGGCUGCAGAAGCGAGAACUGACCGGCCAGUACUUUGUUGAGGAGGCCGAGUUGAGCCACAGGGGACGCUGGAUGACUGUGCUGAGCAUUGGCUUCUCCAAAGUGGACAUCAGCCUGUGUGUCAUCCUUUAUUUCCUGUCCUCCAUGUGUCUUCUGGCCAUGUACCUUUUCUUCAAGACCCGCCUCAGACCACGGCGGGCUAAAGUAGGCCUGCCCUGAACCAGAGUGUAUCCAAAUUGGAGCUGAGUCCGCAAUGAUUAACGUUAAUUAGCUUCAUGUAGGCUAAGGUCGGGGUUAGUGCUAGGGGAUGUGUUAAGAUUAAGGCGAUCUUCGGUGGUCCACUUAACUGUUACCUACAGCCAAAGUAUGCAACAGUGUGUUUUACCCUGAAUGUUGUGGAUGGGUUAUGUCUAACUGGAGAGGAGGAGAAGGGAAAAUUAGCAGACCACCUUCCAAAUCUUUGAAAAUUGGGGCGGGGGUGGGUCCUUUUAAAAUUACACUUAACCUGGCUUCCAGAGCUUUAUUAGGCAUCACCUCAACUGUGGAAAAUAUGUGCCUAAAGAUAUAUCUUUCUAUAAGUGGGCUUCUGUUUGUGGUUUGUGCCUGAGUUAAGGGUAAUCCAUAUUUUGAUUUUUGUUUGACCACUUAUGAAGGAUAAAAUUAAACCCAAUAUGAGAGGAUUUUCUUUUUUUAUUUGUAAGAAGUAAAUGCAACUAAUAAGUGAUUUGAGUUAUGGACAUUUGUAACAGUGUGAUUUUUCUUUCGUUAUAUUUUUUAUAUCUUAGAGUAGGAGAAAGACCUCCUACACUACUUCCCUGUGUACUAUGAUCAGAAUAACCAAAAUAUGUUUUUAUUUCAGUCACAAUUUUUUAUAUAUUUACACGUAAAAAAUAUUUGAAUCAUUUGAACUUAAUACUCAAAUAGGUUAUUCUUCGAUUUUAAAAAACAUUUUGUUGUAUCUUAAAUUACAGACGAUCUGUUUUCCCUCCAAUCAAUCACUGAGAUCUUUGUGUUUAUCAAGUCAAUGUAUCAGGUAAUAAAUUAAAUGUUUCUGCA